AUGGAAAGAGAAAAGGAGGGAUUUCCUAUUACGUCUUUGCGUGAAAUCAAUACCCUUUUGAAAGCACAGCAUCCUAACAUUGUGACUGUUAGAGUAAGUGCCCUGUUAAAGCCAGCCUGAUUUGUGAUUUUUUCAGUUUCAAGUGUAAUUGUACUUCUGUUUUUUUGUCUAACAAUAACACUUUACUCCAGGAACUAUUCUUUUGCUGAUUAGUCCCCUAACAGCUGUCCUUUUUCUCAUCACACGAUGUUCCUCCCCAAAGGAAUGGCUGCUGACAAGCAAACUACUACCCUGCGAUCAGAGGCGACAUUUUCGCUGUGUGAGCUGGCGUGCGAAAAGUAGCCUCUGCUGACAACCGUUCAAUUUUCUAUCGUGCAUGCACGAGAUUUGUCACGCGAUUCGCAAGCAAAAUUAAUCGUCAGGUCUGUCGUCAAACGACGCGAGUUUCUUGGGAAUAAAAAAAAAUUGUGACAACUCGGAUCUGCUACGCAAGACUCAUGCAAGACUCGCGCAGUGCUCUAAACUGGUCAAGAACUGGAAAAAACCCAUUUUUUAAAUUUUUUUGUCCAGAUAUCUGGACGGAUUUGAAUGGUUGUCGGCAGAGGCUACUUUUCGCACACCAGUUCACACAGCGAAAAUGUAGCCUCUGCUCACAGGGUAGCAAACUACAUUCCUUUACUAUUGUUUCAUCAAUUUACUGAAGUGAACAAUCAUCUAUCAGCAAAUUGGGAGUGAUGCUUUUGACAAUUAAAAAAGAAAAUAAUUUCCGUGGCAUGACAAGUAACAGCUUCAUAGGAUACAACUGGACAGCAAUAUUAAGAUGGCACAAUUUAAAAUGCAGGCUGUGAUUGGAUGGCAUUUGAAACGAUAAUAAUGGAACAAAUAAUGGAAUAAUGGGACUGUGAUUGUGAAGAAUAAUGGAACUGUGAUUGGUUGAAACUUUGAAAGGUGUCUGCUCAAAUGUGACUAGCCGCAUCUUUGAGCAAGAAUUGUGUGACAAGACUUGGAACAGCUGUAUACAUGUAGGAGGCUACAUGACCGUGUUUGCUGAUAAACAUAUUGUAGAAAUUGCAGGCAUUGUUGUAUGUUUGCAGGGUACAUUUUCUGUUUCAUUACUUUUGUGAGGUGUGGCACAAGUUUCCAAAGUUUAAUGUGGUGGCAAAUAAUUAUACUGCUUCUGUAAUUUUAAAUAAAAUGAUAUUCUCAUCAUGUCUUGCUUCUGCAGGAAAUAGUGGUGGGCAGCAAUAUGGACAAAAUAUACAUUGUUAUGGACUAUGUUGAGCAUGACCUGAAGGUUCUUAUGGAACACAUGACACAAGGGUUUAGAAUUGGUGAGUGAGCAUUCCUAGAACAACAAUACUGAAACAGUCACAGGCACCCAUUUUCUUGGAGACCCUUGAUUAUCUGCGCAGCAUGUGAAAUAGUAUAUAUGUUAAGAGUCUGCCUUCUGGGUGGGUACAGUUAAUUGCAUACCACAAUUGUUUACUGUCCAUAAAAGAACAGUUGAAUCCUCUAGCAAUAAUUGUUUGCAUAGUGUUACAGAGACAUCCAUUAACUUUCUUAGUGUUUCAAAAGAAUUAUUAAAAUUAAUGUUAAAGAGCUUGACUACUGACAGGUUCCAAUGUUGAUCUCUCAUUUUAAUUUUUGUUUUUAUCUAGGUGAAGUCAAGACACUGAUGAUUCAACUUCUAAGAGCUGUUGUGCAUCUCCAUGACAACUGGAUUCUUCAUCGGGAUCUGAAAGCCUCUAACUUACUCCUCAGUAACAAGGGAAUUCUUAAGGUUCGUUUGAUUAAUGAAAUAAUAAGGGUUUAGAAAAGAACUCUACUUUGGUCGCAAGUUGUCCAUAAGACUUGACUCCUGGAGGAGUCAAGGCUGUGCCCCUAGAAACAUUGCUAAAGCUGUUAAGUGCACUUCCUUCAUAAGCAGUUCACUUCUUUAUUUUAAUUAUUGUUAUCAUUAUCAUUAUUAUUAUUAUUUUCGCUAGAGUUCAAUAAGCUUGAAACUUGACUUAGCAAAAACACUUAUUGUUUCUUUGGAAUUAAUUUGAUAACAGGUUGGUGAUUUUGGACUGGCAAGAGAGUAUGGCUCUCCUCUUAAGAGCUAUACACCUAUUGUUGUGACACUGUGGUACAGGGCACCUGAAUUACUGCUUGGCAUCAAGGUACAUUGUACUGUAUAAUUUAGUCAUAGACAACAUUACCUAUUUCUUUUGAAGAAGCCUCUAAAUUCUUCCAUAUUCCAAAUAUUCCAGGUCCAGAUCCAGACAAUAAUAUUGUCCUCUUUUUUAAUUAUUGAGGUAGAGGAGGCCAGCUAUUAUUAUUUAGCAAAAUCCAGGUAGUGUUCUGUUAUCAAUGCUGCAUUCUGAUUGGUUGAGCUACUACUAUGCUAUAUGUUAUAUACCCCAGCAGUAGCGAAAAGGGCCGGCUUUGAAAACCAAAACAAUGGCAGCUGAAUCACAUUUUGCUAGCUAAAGUUGUUUUGUCCUGAUUUUUUUUACCGACUAGUUGGAUUUGAAAACAAUUAAUCCUCUCGCCCUCAUGGCCUCUGGGUCAAUAGCCCUAUUGACUCAGAGCCCAUUCAGACUCGAGGAAUAGUAUAAUAAAAUAAUAAAAGAAUAUUUAUUGUUUACAGAACUCUGAGAGUAUGUCUGUCCAGAAAUAAAGGCUUUUGAAAAACCGAUCUUACUUAGAGGUUUUUACAUUUUUAACACAAUGUCAUAUAAAUGGAAGAGAGAUGUGGCCCUCUCAAACCCCCCCUCCCCUCCACCCCCGACAAAAAAAAUCCAUCCAUGCAUACUAUAGUUCCAAGUUGACACAAAAUGCUUUCUCUUUAGCUCCAACUUUAGAUCGUGAAACACAAUAUUAUUUCAACAAGUUAUAUUUACCACCAUUCUUCUUAGUCAAAGUAAAAUACAACUCCAGGUAGUGAAAAGUAAAAAGUUACACCCAAAUGGUCGAACUGAAUGAUAUUCAAGGUCCUAGCCAGAAGGGUGUCCAGCUGUCCUAUGGACGCCCAUUUUUGGAAGACAUGCAAGGAAAAUUCACUUAAUCUCUUAUGAUUUUAUGGGAAAACACGCCUUUUUGACGGCCAGUUUUCAAUGUCUGGCUAGAAGCCUGCUUGUAUUGGAACCCACUGAACACGAGAUUCCCCCAACAAUAUUACAAGUAUAUGGAGGACUUCAUGUAUGUGUACUCCACCCCUGAUAAUACAAAAGAGGUUGGACACCCUGUUCAUCUGCACAGUAAAUCAUCACGUUCUUCAGAACGCAUCCUAAUCUGGUGCUCCUGCGGCAGAAAGGCAGAAAUUUUCGAGCUAUCACGGGUGACUGCCGAUUAACCACCCCUAUAAAUUUUAUCAGGGGCUUCUUGGCCCUGGACUCCUUUCAACUCGAGUGACGAAUGCGGAUCCGUAAUUAAUGAUUACCUCUUAUAAUAUCAAUAUAUUGUAUGAUUAUUCACUGUUUAGUGAUAACAAAAUUCUUUGUUGUUAUAGGAAUACUCAACUCCCAUCGAUCUGUGGUCUGUUGGUUGUAUAUUUGCGGAGUUGUUGACGAUGAAGCCACUUUUCCCGGGCAAGUCGGAGAUAGAUCAGAUCAACAGAAUAUUUAAAGUAAGACUUUGUAUUAGCAUUGCAUAGAUUAAAAUUUGUUUAUUAUUUAUUCAAAAUGUUUCUCCGUUUCUGAUUGGCUCAAAUCACCCGGCUGAUUACUCGUAACCAGCUGUGUUUCGGGUAAAUCGUCUCUAUUAGAGUCAAGCCACUUAGCAAUAAAUUUACUAGCGUCAACGCAUAAUAAAAAAGAAAAGGCAUCACUUAAUGUUGACGUGCGUCGCUCAAAAACGCCUUUGCUUAACCUCCCUGUUAUCUUUUUUUUUUUCAGGAACUUGGAACUCCCAGUGACAAAAUUUGGCCUGGACCACCAUCUUACUCUGAACUUCCAGCUGUUAAAAAGGUUAAGAGAUUUCAUUGGUUUUCAUCCAGGGACUAAAACUUGUAUAGUUUGAGUCAGUGUUAGCUCAGUCGUAGAGCGUUUGACUGCAGAGCGGGGGGUCACGGGUUCGAUUCCCGGGGCCGGACCAAUACUCAGGGUCUUAAAAUAACUGAGAAAUGGAGGUACAUGUACUCCCGUUGCAGUGCAAGCGGCCAGAGCUUCGCGUGGCUCGGAUGACCACGUAAAAUGACGGUCUCGUCUUUAGUAGGACAAGUUAAAAUAUUUUCCCCAAUUAGUACUUUCCUGCUAAAUACAUUUAUACUCAAGUAAACUGAUUUUUUUUUAGUGUCACAGGAAAGAACUACUCGAAGUCUCUUUAUUUGAAUUGAUCGCACUUGAGGAUUUUAUCCACGUGAUCAUACUCUCCCCAGUCCAUCUCUACCUUCCAGUUCCAAGAUGGUGGUGGUACACAAGAAAUGCUGAAAAAUUGCUCAACACGUUGUUCAUUGAGUUGACUUGACAACUUUUACUCUUUCAGAUGACUUUCACAGAGUAUCCUUACAACAACUUAAGAAACAGGUUUGGCACGUAUUUAACAGACAAGGGCUUCAGUUUGUUAAACAAGUAAGUGUCUCUGUGUUAAUUACUUUUAGAAGUUACUGUACAUAUAUAUCAUUUGUAACUUUGCAAAUGACAGUCAGCGGGCUAUGUCUCGCAAGUCCCGAUAAUCAGUAGACCUGGAAAGCUGUAGCUGUAGCCUGCGAACCGCAGACGUAUUUCCGGUCGUCGCUUCUCUUCCUCCGAAAGCGGGUGAAAGUAGAGCCGAAAAAACCGGAUGCUCUCGCAGGCUAGGAAAGCUGUCAAAAUUAACUGGUUUGUUCAGUAGGACCAACGCUUGGAUUUGAGUAUAUGAUUUCGGGGCCCGAAAAUUAGCGGGACUUUCAAGAAACGGGUCCCUUGGACCAGGCUCCUUCAUGGGAAAAAAUGACAAAUGAUAGAAAGCAAUAGGCGAACCGAGCGGGAAAAGAGGCGAGCCUGACCCCGGGCUGGUCAGGCUGUGUAGAGAUGAAAUACAUGUAAUUUGCAGUGAGUGUAGUUUUCUCUUUUGUAUUUUUAGGUUUCUGACGUAUGAUCCCAAGAAAAGGAUAACGGCUGAUAAAGCUCUUGAACAUGAAUAUUUUAAUGUAAGUGCUUUUUGUUGAUUUCUUUGUAUUGCCACUUCUUGACUAGCAAGGUUGAAGUUUUUAUUUAGUUUCGGGAAGCACUCUUGCUAGGUACUAAACCUGCGGCAUUUAAUUCACUUGCGAUAUUAUUAAAUUCAUGAAUCGCGUCCAACAAUCAUACAACAAAAAGUCACAAAAACACAAAUAGGUAAAAGCUGAACGCUGCAUGUGGGAAUAAUCAUUUUGCGUUUCACGUUGCGUUCCACAGAGAUCGGUGGUGGGGCCAACUUCAAAGCGAGGCAUGAAUAGACACCAGUUUCCUACCGAGAGAAAGGCCAUAAAACAAAAAUAAUAAUAACAAUAAUAAUAAAGGGCGGGAGAGGUAGCUAAGAUGGCGUUGAAAACGUGGCAAACUUUGAUAAGGGACACUAUUAGCACUGCCCAACUUUGGACGCAAUUAUUAUACUGGGGACCAUAGUGUACUAAUGUGCUCCAUUUGCAUUUUACCCCUCCCUCCUUAGGAGUCUCCACUACCAGUGGACCCCUCCAUGUUCCCCACGUGGCCUGCCAAGAGUGAGAUGAUGAAAAGGCCCAAAAAGAAGGAUGUGGAACACAGUCCCCAAGCCCCGGAGGGUGGGGCUAUGUUUGCAAAGCUGGUGAGUGAUAAACGCGAGCCCGCAACCGUUGAUGGUCUUUUCAUUAUCAUGUAAUCUUGCGUUGGUUGUUUGAACGCGACCAGGAGCCGACGUACUACUAUUACUAUACUAUUUACUAUGACCAUUGAAGGCAACAAUGUUAGAAUAGUGUUUAACAGUUCGAAACAUCGCUGCAACACUGUUGCAACGCUUUCUGUUGCCCUAAAAAUAGUCCUUGCGAAUCUACCCGUGUGACAAAGCCUGAAAAAGCAGGGAAUGUAAAUUCAAGAUUUUUCUCGUGUUACCAAAGAAAUAUUUUAAGCGUUUGGUGCUUAGAAACACUGUUGUGGUCGCCGUGUUGCCAAGUUUUCUUAAGAGAUACCCUGGAAAUGAGAUCCGCCCUUGAGACAUUUCGCUUACAAAUAAUUUGGUCUCCGGCCGUAAAUAGUAAGAAUGUCCUUUGGGAACAGUUGAGUAAACAUUCUUAUUUCUAGGCCAAACGGUAAAAUCAAGCGGACAUUGUCCUUUUAACCCCUGCUUGGACCAUAACAAAAGUUUGAAAAAGAAGAAAGAAGAAGAAGAAGCGCUUACUGCAUAACCCAAAUAGUUUACAGCAGGGUGGCCGAGCGGUUAGAGCGCUGGACUCGCAAUUCAGAGGCUCCGACUUCAAGUCCCGCCCUGACCGCAAGCUGGAUUUGUUCACGGUAGUCCCAAGCUCAAAUCCUCGACCACGCUUGUAAAUAGCCAGCUGGUUUGCCCCCGGCCAGUUGGGAUUCUUAACCCUGUUAUGUCUAGCAUGAGUGCUGUAAAUACUCCCAAAGGUAAAUAAUUAUAAAUUUAAUUUAAUUACAUUUUACAUCCUGUAUUUCUAUUUACAGGCGGAUGAAGGGGACAGUGGAACUGACAGUCAAGGAUUCAGGCUUCAAACAUCCAAGAAAGGUUCUGCUGCAGUCGCCGGAUUCACUUUGAAGUUUUAA
Molecule: messenger RNA, 6704 nt
Organism: Porites evermanni
Lineage: Eukaryota; Metazoa; Cnidaria; Anthozoa; Scleractinia; Poritidae
Source: the annotation of a GenBank genome assembly